AUGCAAUCGCCUUCUACAAACAUUUGUGAAAGACUUUGUAUUAAGUCCAUCUGUGAAAUUUCCUUGCUACUAAAUAUUCCACGGUCAACUGUUAGUGGUAUUAUAACAAAGUGGAAGCAACUGGGAACAACAGCAACUCAGCCAUGAAGUGAAAGGCCACAUAAAAUGACAGAGUGGGGUCAGCACAUGGUGAAAUGCACAGUGCUCAGAAGUCGCCAACUGUCUGCAGAGUCAAUAGCUAAAAACCUCCAAACUUUGUGUGGCCUUCAAAUUAGCACAACAACAGUACGUUGAGAGCUUCAUGGAAUGGGUUUCCAUGACCAAGCAGCUGAAUCCAAG
Staurois parvus is the source of this 339-nucleotide messenger RNA. Lineage: Eukaryota; Metazoa; Chordata; Amphibia; Anura; Ranidae. The record is from the annotation of a GenBank genome assembly.